UGGAGGUGGGUGCCUACUUUGCAUAUUCGCAUAUUCAUAAAUGCAUAAAAAUAGGUAAGAGCGGGUGGUAGACUCUGUCCGCCACGACGCAAAAAGUGAGGCUUGGCAAGGCGUGGGAGGAUUCAGAAGAGCUGCCUCCCCUUUGCGCCGAGGUCCUGUUCGCUGGACACAUUUAAUCAGCUGAAGUAAAGACUUGGCAGAUGGCAAAAUAUGCUUAACUUGAUUAGCAUUAAGCCUUCUUCUUUGUUUCGUGGCUUAGUGGGUGCCGCGAACCCAGAACUCGCUUGUGUUUAGUGUGUUGUGUGGAAAGAGGUUAACCUAGGAACCGUGUUUUGCAAACGGAAUCAUAAAAUCUUAAUUGUAAACUUGUAUCCAGAGAGGUCUCCUGCAAGUAACAGUAUUUCUACUGUAAUGCAACAAAUAAUAAUUGAUAAUAAAUUACCAUAAAAUUAUUCUUUAUAAACUGCCUUGCCUGCAAGAAUCUACAUAGAUGUCACUUUAUUUUCUGGAAAUACUUUUCAAAUAAUUUCAUCCACAAUCUUUUAAUAAGUAAAAGCAUUUCUACAAUAUUAUUAAUCUGCUAUUAAGAACAUAUUAAAGUACAGGGAACUUAACAAAAGUUAACGCUAAUCAAGCUUAAUAUUUUGUGCAAAUACAGCUAUAGCGCUUUAAAAGAUGGGGGGAGUUAUACUGUAGCAUUAUUUCAGUGGAUUCCUGCAUUAGGUAGAGGGAUGGACUAGAUGAUCACUAAUGUCCCUUUCAACCCUUAUCUUCCCUAAGUCUAUAAAGCCAUUCUACUCCCCAAAAUCUUAAAUAUAUACUAUAUGUUUGCAGGAGUAGAGGAAUACAGUUUGUGUAUUUUGAGGCGGCAUUCCGGUAUUGCCUAUCUUGAUUGUGUGUUUUGAAGGAUUCAGAUCAAAUUCUUUUGCAGCCCUAUGGGAAGAAGUGGGUUUGAAUUUGACAGAGUGCUGGCUUAUUGCCAACACUGCCAUUUACUUCCAGGUAGGAGUUUACUGUAAGAUUGUAACCUUCUGUUUUGAUUUAUCUAAUCUCUAAGACUACAUUACUAUAUACCUAUACAUAUGAAUAUCUUUUUCUGUCAUUUCUAAGGGCCAGCAAUAUAUCGUACUGCUUUAUAGAGUUUUAUAGGCAAAAGGAGCGGUCCAUAUCUGCUAAGAGUUUACUAUCUGAAAUAGGCAAUGAGGAAGCAAUAUUGAGUGGGGAAUAUUAAGAGUAUUCAGCAUGUGCAUUAAAGAAACCAGCUGAGGGACACCAUCAAAAAUGGACUUGAAACAAAGAAGCAGCUCCCAGUGGCAGGAAAUAUCUGAGUACCUUUUAAAAGCUAGAAGAACAGGAGCCCCUCUCUUCAUGGUAUAGGGGGUGCACAAGCGUGUGCCUGGAACGUCUCAGAUCAGUCCAACACAAUGCAGAUGAGAGCUCCAUUUGAGAAGUAUGGAUUUCAAUAGCUUGACUUUCAUCAUGAGUUCCGAGUUAAAUGUCCCCGUAGACCCUCCUCCUUCAGCCUGCUGUGCUGAGCCCACUGGCAAGGGCAUGGAUUACCGGGACUGGGUCCGUCGUAGUUAUCUGGAGCUGGUCACCUCCAAUCAUCACUCCGUUCAGGCCCUUUCAUGGAGGAAAUUAUACCUGAGCCGAGCCAAGUUGAAAGCUUCCAGCCGGACCUCCGCCCUCCUCUCUGGAUUUGCCAUGGUGGCAAUGGUUGAAGUCCAGCUUGAGAUGCAGUAUCAAUAUCCCCAAAUGCUGCUGAUUGCCUUUAGUGCUUGUACCACCAUUUUAGUUGCUGUCCAUCUCUUUGCUCUACUUAUCAGCACUUGCAUCUUGCCUAAUGUGGAAGCAGUGAGUAACAUCCACAACCUGAACUCCAUCAGUGAAUCUCCCCAUGAACGUAUGCAUCUAUAUAUAGAGUUGGCAUGGGGUUUUUCCACUGUUUUGGGCAUCCUUCUCUUUCUUGCUGAGGUUGUCCUCCUAUGCUGGAUCAAAUUUCUGCCAGUGGACUCCAUGAUGAGAAAUGAUAGUACUGUUAUCCAGAAGACCAGCCAGCACACAGGCUGGCAUGCAGCCCUCAUCUCUACUAUAAUUAUGGUUCCUGUGGGGAUCAUCUUUGUUGUCUUCACAAUCCAUUUCUACCGGUCACUUGUCCGCCACAAAACAGAACGCCACAACCGAGAGAUUGAAGAGCUCCACAAACUGAAAGUGCAGCUAGAUGGGCAUGACAGGGGUUUGCAAGUUGUGUGACAAAUGGAUGCCUUUUUGUUCCUACACUCAUGUCCAGCUGAGGGGUUUUUUAGAAACAGCAGAAGAAAGGCUUGAUAGGCUGUUUAGAGUCCUAUCCUUCUCUGAUGACAAAUAUUUGGCUGCUUUUCAUUGAGGCCCAGAUCAACUUCUCUUUGUUUGUCAUACUACAGCCAACAUAACCAUGUUUAUAAAAUUGAAGGCUACUUACAUCUGGGCAGUUAUUCUUUCUACUUCCAUAACUUGAAAAUACUCUAUAAUAUAGCUGGAUGAUUGUGGUGCAUUUUAAUUUAAUUUAAUUGCUGCUAGUUUUAGUAUUUUUUGAGCAAAUGCAUGGAAUCAGGGAAGACUGUCACUGCUUCCUUACAGGCAAGUUUUACAAGCAUUACUUUGGAAAUGAGUUUGUACAUCACAACAUGCAAAUAGAUUCUACGGUAUGGAAAUUGUAAAAUGUGUCUACUUUGCAAUUUCAUACAGAGGAAAUUUUUCUACCUGACAAAAAUAGAUUCAGUUUGAGCCAAGAACUUUUCCUCUGCAAGCUUUUUUUUCUUUGUUUAUUAUUUCAUAUUGCUUCUGUAUGAUAUUUUUUUCCCAUUGAAAAAAAGGAAAAACAGCCCUUAGCCCAGAAAUCUCCAUGUUUUUGGUUAAUGAGAAUUUUUUGGAAAGUACGGCAGUACUUUUCCUUCUAAAUGCUAAUUAUAAAAGAAAGAUCUUUGAUUGCACAACAGAGUUGUGUGUGUAAGGUUAUAAUUUAAAAACAUCACACAAUUUGUGUGGAGACACAAUUUGUUACACUGCAGAAGGCAUCCAAGCUGAUACCAUUCUCCAGUAACAAAAGACAGCUGGAAUGUGAAGUACAAAUUCUGAUUGAUGCACAAAGUUAUUUUAUGAUGUAGAAAUACUGUACUAGUGACAAGGUGUAACUAGUACUUGGAAAAGGCCUUUUCACGAGUCCAAGAAUCUUUGUUCAAAGCACAGUUCUAUAUGUUCAAAGAAUUCUAGCUAAGUGAAAUGUGGAUGAUUUCAUUUAGCUAUUUUCAGUCUGAGAAAAUUAAAUUUUAUCCUAUGCAUUCUAAUUUAAUAAUGAGUUGAUCCUAUAAGUAAACAGACAGCUUUCAAAACAUGUGCCCAACUAUUCAGAUGAGACAAUGUCCUAUUUCACACAUCUUACAGUAUUUAUAAUCAAUUAUUGUAUGUUGAAUAUAAGAGGAUAAUUGUAUGAUGAAUUACAAAUACAUUUCCUCAAAUUUUUUUCUUAUGCAAAAUAGAGAUACUUUGAAAAGGAAAAAUAGAAUAUAAUCGUAGAAUAUAAUCCUUCCUGGCAAAUUGUUCAAAGGUAAUAUGUACCUAAUUGUAUGCUUCAUCCCUUAUUUUCAGUGGUUUGCCUACUGGAUAUAUUAAUUUUAGUAUAAUUAAUAUAUUUACAUUGUACAUGCAUUUUCUGCAAAAGACAUACUAGUUGCGAAGCUACAUAAAAUGCCAUUUAUUGAAUACUUCAAAACAACUCUUGUAUUUUUUUUUAAAUAAGUCAUUAAUGAUUUAAAUAAUAUGUGCAUUUGAGAUGGUAUGAGUAUUUGAGUGUCUUCAAAUUAGGCCUAAAUCACAAGUCUGAUAUAUAGCUGGUAAUUGAGACUCUCUGAAAAUUCCAGUAUAACAAAUAGAUUAUGUGCAGUAUUUACAUAGCAAUAGAAGAGCCAUAUACACCUGUUUAAAAAAAAAAGUUCCUCAGAAGCAGUUGAUUGGAUCCGGAUUUAGUUUCACUUUAGUUUUGUUACAAUAAUUGGGACAAGUUAGCCACAAUUGCAAAAUUUAGGAUUAAAUUGAAUAAAGUAGGGAAAAACACUAGGCUACUCAGGUAUGAACUAAAUCAUAUCCCUGAUGAAUAUAUAGUAGAGGUGACAAAUAGAUUUAAGGAAUUAGAUCUGACAGAGUGCCUGA
Crotalus tigris (Tiger rattlesnake) is the source of this 4188-nucleotide messenger RNA. It is a transcript of the gene ORAI2, whose product is annotated as ORAI calcium release-activated calcium modulator 2. Gene Ontology annotation, molecular function: store-operated calcium channel activity. The record is from RefSeq and is a predicted model, not a curated record. NCBI's taxonomy places the organism in Eukaryota, Metazoa, Chordata, Lepidosauria, Squamata, Viperidae. Gene Ontology annotation, cellular component: membrane. The coding region runs from base 1453 to 2253 and encodes 266 amino acids. The transcript has 3 exons. Gene Ontology annotation, biological process: store-operated calcium entry.